Molecule: messenger RNA, 697 nt
Organism: Juglans microcarpa x Juglans regia
Lineage: Eukaryota; Viridiplantae; Streptophyta; Magnoliopsida; Fagales; Juglandaceae
Product: DEAD-box ATP-dependent RNA helicase 16-like
Exons: 7
Coding region: 1-684 (227 amino acids)
Cellular component (GO): nucleolus
Molecular function (GO): ATP binding; nucleic acid binding
Source: RefSeq, a predicted model, not a curated record
AUGUGGGAAUUUUUUACUUCUGGACUUACUAGACUUUUCCGUAGUUUCUUGACCAAAACAUUGGCUUUACAGUUGGCUGAAAGCAUAAAGGAAGGUAACGACGUCGUUGCUCGUGCAAAGACUGGUUCUGGGAAGGCCUUUGCGUAUCUCCUUCCAUUGCUUCAGAAGCUGUUUACUGCGGGCUGCACCAGCAGGACCUCCGGAUGUUCUGGUUUCCACACCUGCUUGUAUACCAAAAUGCUUGUCAGCUGGUCUACUUCUGUCAGCAUCCCUAGGCGUUGUCAAUGCCUUCUUAUGUCCGCCACAUCAAGUGGUGAUGUUGAGAAACUGAAGAAGCUGGUUUUACACAAUCCCCUCAUCUUGACUUUGCCAGAAGUGGGAAAUAUUAAGGAUGAGAUUAUCCCCAAGAAUGUUCAGCAAUUUUGGAUUUCAUGUGGUGGUCGUGAUAAAUUACUUCACGUCCUUGCCCUCUUGAAGUUGAAGUUGGUUCAAAAGAAAGUUUUGAUUUUUACUAAUACCAUAGACAUGGGAUAUAGAUCAAAACUAUUUCUGGAAAAGUUUGGAGUUAAGUCUACUGUUUUAAAUUCUGAGUUGCCACAGAAUUGUCGUCUUCAUAUUCUUGAGGAAUUCAAUGCUGGGCUUUUCGAUUAUUUGAUUGCAACUGAUGACAGUGAAACAAAAUAGAAGGAAGAAGUCG